AUGUCACUGUCUCCCAACAAGAUUUUAAUGCUUCAUGGAUUUGCACAAAAUGCUUCCAUCUUCCGGGCGAAAACUAGUCGUCUACGAAAGCUCCUUGAAGGCAAAAGCCUAGAAUUAUACUAUGCAGAUGCUCCUAUCGAACUAAAACCGGAAGAUAAUGGCUCAGAAGUUAUCUCAGCUAUAAAAUUACGAGCUUGGUGGAUCACCGAAUGUCAAAACGGUCAAAAGUCAUUUGACAUCACCCAAGCUAUUACUCUGAUUAAGGAAAUCAUCAUCAAAGAAGGACCUUUUGUAGGGAUCAUUGGCUUUUCACAAGGUGCAGCAUUAGCUCAGAUGAUUGUUAAUAAUAUUAAUGAGUGGGGCAAUGGCGAUACUACUCUCAAGUUUUCCAUAUUUGUUUCAGGGUUUGCGAUGAAAGAGCUGAUGGUAGAUAAACACCAGGAAGUUUUAAACAAUAAAAUAUCACUUCCAAGUAUGAUGGUGAUUGGCGAGUUAGAUACAGUAAUCAGCAACGAACGCUCACUUGAGUUUGUAAAAAAUAAUACAGAGCCAGGAACCAAUAUUGUGGUGAGCCAUCAAGGUGCCCAUAUUUUCCCUAGUUCCAAUACAAUGAUGAAGAAAAUCAGUGAAUGGAUCAGCACAUUUUGUUGA
Molecule: messenger RNA, 651 nt
Organism: Saccharomycopsis crataegensis
Lineage: Eukaryota; Fungi; Ascomycota; Saccharomycetes; Ascoideales; Saccharomycopsidaceae
Product: alpha/beta hydrolase
Exons: 1
Coding region: 1-651 (216 amino acids)
Cellular component (GO): nucleus; cytoplasm
Molecular function (GO): hydrolase activity
Source: RefSeq, a predicted model, not a curated record